Messenger RNA from Puccinia graminis f. sp. tritici CRL 75-36-700-3, 3605 nucleotides. RefSeq lists its product as uncharacterized. The record is from RefSeq and is a predicted model, not a curated record. NCBI's taxonomy places the organism in Eukaryota, Fungi, Basidiomycota, Pucciniomycetes, Pucciniales, Pucciniaceae. The transcript is spliced from 6 exons. Bases 1 to 3450 code for a protein of 1149 amino acids.
AUGUCAGACAGCACCAGCUUUCACGAGGAGUUAUCCCAGCAGUCGAAUUCCCCUGAAGACCCUGCCUUGGAGCCACCAAUCAAAGGCCAGAAGAUUUUCUUUGCCCCAUCUGGUAAUGAAAAAACCUUUAUCGAUCACGACUGCAAGCUUGACGGUGAUGGAUAUCCGCUGUAUCCCAAUCGCAAGACAAUCUUUGUCAAAACUCCCGAUAUGAUUGUCCACAAUUGGGGAUUUGUUGGAUUCCCCAAGACAUCAAAUGUGGAAUGGCGAGCGGAUCGAACCUGGAAAAUGAUCCGAAUGUUUUGCCUUGGCGCUUUCAUCUGUAACCAGCCCGGAUGCCAGUGGGUAGGUUCUCCGCCAACCGCCAAGGAUGCAAUAGCUGAAUACUUGCAAACGGAUCCAAAAUGCCCAGGUGCAGCCGGGAAAUGUCCUGGGAAAGUCGGACAUCUGGCAUGCAAGAACACCAUCACUCGGAUCGAUGAAAACACCAUAACAAAAUGGGGUAUUCUCCGACACCAUGGCACCCACAACCACCCAUGGCCAGCCCCAAAGAAGCCGGACCCACUGGCCAAGCUCAAGCUCAAGAAGGAGAUUAUGAAAAACCCAACUGCUGGGGCUUUCAAGCUCAAGUUAGGCAAGCCAACAGCCCCUUUGAACCCAUUUGAGAGUGUGACCCAGAUCCACGAGGCCUUUGUGAACAUGGAUCGGUUGCGCUACCAUCGUCGACUUGUCCUCACCGAACUCGGAGUCAACCCAGAGAAGGGAGGAGCUGGAUUAGGAGAUAAGUUCUUACAUGAUAUGUUUCAAUGGAACCACAUGGGGCUUCUCAUCAUUUCAUCAUCUUUCAAACCAGGUAUCGAACAUUUCACUUUUCAAACAAAGUGGAUGGGGGAACGAUUGGUCACCCGUGAUCACAACAACGAGGUUUACAGCGGGGGGCUCCUAUCGGACGUGACCUACAGACUCUUUGAGACCGGCUAUCUACUAUCCACAUCGAUGUUCUGCGAAGAGACCGCCCGUUGGAUACCAGUUCAGCUCUCCUGGAUCCGAGGGCUUAGCGCGGAAUACUACCAGGCCCAUUUUGCUACACUCUUUGAGCAGUUUGAUCGGCCCUCUUUCACAACAGCAGAUCGCGAGACCCUCGUUCGCCAGGUUGUAGAUUUCUCACUGGCUCAGAGGGAGGGGUUCAUUGCGGCUUACAUGAAGGUGUUUGGAGUCACCGAUCGACAACAAGCCCUUUCAAAGUUGAAGGGCUGCCAUGAGCAUUUUCGUGCGCAGGUCACCCGUGUGAAACGCAAUCGGGCGGUUGUCCCACCGGAGCAAGAAGCCCAAUUUCAAAAACUGUGCCUGGAUCUUUUGCAAUUACCUGAGCCAGGAAAGCACACUCAUGAGCAGAAGAUUGACGAACUGCGAAGGCUCUUCCCAAAGACCAAACGAUGGUUGGAUUGGUGGACGAUGGUUGACGUUGAGGCCAUGCUAUUUCCUUCAAAACGAGCAAUGAUAACCAACUCGGAAAACAGCACAGACAACCUUCCUGAUACAACCAAUGCUCAAGAGAGCAUGCACAGGCUAUAUUACAUGAUAAGUGACGGGAAAAAAUGUUUGAUGAUUGGGAUGGCUGAGCUUUUCGCUUUUGUCAAGGCACUAGAGGACGACUGGCAUGCAGUCAUGAGGGGAGUCUCGAUUGAGUACGGCUCCAAGAACAAGACUCAACACGACCUUGCAAUCUCAAUUGGCUGGCAGAAGCCACCAAAGAGGAACCCAGCUAACCGCAAGAAAGCCGAUCAGAACGAUGGACGAGCUCCUGACACAACCGCGACAUUGCUUCCUAAGAAUGUGGGUGGUCGGCCGAGGAACUCUCCAAACCUAAACAAGGAUCCGUUCUCAACGUACAUCUCUUACUCGGCAUCCCAAGAUUCGGCCAAGAAAAACCGCUGCUGGAUGGCUGCAGCACUUGAAAGCCUAUACGCACUGUUCAAUCCACUCUGGCUUCGUGGGACCAACGGGCUCAAAGCAGACAUCUUCACCACCCUGAUCAAGCAUUUCAACUCACGAACGACCUGGGAAUUGACUCAAUCGGGACACAUCCGGACCUUCUUGUCAAUCGGGCAGAACUCCUUGCAAACCGCGGCAAACAAAUUAUCCCCUGGUAGUUUUAACCCAGGGGUCUUUUGUUCAUGUGAUCUGUUCAUUGAUUUGCUCAUUGAUCCAACAUUCAGGAAACAAUCAAAAUCAAUGUACCCACCUCGAGAGCUAUUUACUGUUACCGAGGUCCGCACAGCAACCUGUCAAGAUCGUCCGUCGUUUGAUCAGCCCCAUCCUCGUGGGAUCCGGGACAUAACACUCUUGCGUAUUCAGAAAGAAACUUUUAACGCUGCAAAUAUCGAACCCUCUUCAAUUCAAGCAAUAAUUUCGAGAUGGACGACUGACGGCAUUGUCACAGUUUCAGGUUUAUGCUGCCAGGCCUGCCCUUCAACUCAGAAGACUGACAAGCGUCACCACCUCAUUGAAAAGUCGGUCUUAACGAUCGAGAACGAACCCCCCCAGCACUUGUACUUGUUGGUGCAAGUAUCGACGAUCAUUGAUCAAAUGGCUCAGCAAACCUUCAUGGCCGGACUGGAUUUCCCCUUCAAGUUGGAUUUCCAUGGGGUUUCUUACACUCUCUUUUCUCGCGGGUUCUGGAACGGGGUCCAUUAUUGGGCAAAGAUGCUCAAGAACGUUGGCGGCAUCUCAGGGGUAUGGAUGCACGACGAUCGAGAGAAUGGAGGGAUUGCUCGGCUGAUCAGUUCAGACCAUAGCACUAUCGCUGGACAGGCCCGGCACACAAGCUGGGUGUUUUACUCGCGAGCUUGGAUUCCAAGUGAGGAGGCAUUUGUGGUUGAAAGCAUUGCGAGGAUCUCUCGGGACAACGAUGGAGCUCAAGGUUUGAUGCCGUUUGUCCAUCUGGGCAUGCUCCUCAACAUCUCACCAAUCAAACUGGGUCCGAGCGAUGAAAAUUUACAUACGUUGGCUUCAGUUGAUACACAAGUACCUCAGCUUAAAAGAAUGGACUCGGAUGUUGCAGAGCUUGCCUCUGCUCCAAUGAUUUUUGACUCUUCAGCGGCUCAAACACAAACCUUAGCGAGCACAACUACUCAAACCCAACCGUUGGCUAGCACUACAUCGGGAGGAGACCAACUUGGCGAUCGUAAGAAAAAAGCUUCCGGAGAGUUUAAGAUCCGAUUGAAAUUCAUGAAGACUACCGACCCGCAACUGAUGAGUGGCAAUGCUCCAAAGAUUGAAGAGCAGGACAAGGCAACUAAAGUUGAGGAUCAAGCGUCACAGAUUGGGAGGAAGACGAACGAGAAGAAUGUUGGGCCAGCAAAAAAAUUGAACGGCCCAAAAACUAAAACGAUCAAGCCCAAACGGGCGGGCACUCGAGCAAGUACCCGCAAAGCUCAGCAGGAUUGAUUUGUUAGCCUGUCGUCCCCCUGGCGAACACGUGUCACGAUUGGCAAUCAGGAUGUUCCUUUUUUUCUCGGCUCUUGUGUUUCCUUUGUAAAUAGUCCAAUCCCUUGUGAAAUUCUCAUAUACCACAUGCUUUUGUGAAUUUUACAUUGCUCAUC